This is a messenger RNA of Folsomia candida, 2685 nucleotides long. Its product is annotated as aminopeptidase N. The transcript is spliced from 15 exons. Gene Ontology annotation, cellular component: cytoplasm. The record is from RefSeq and is a predicted model, not a curated record. Gene Ontology annotation, biological process: proteolysis; peptide catabolic process. The coding region runs from base 95 to 1990 and encodes 631 amino acids. Gene Ontology annotation, molecular function: peptide binding; metalloaminopeptidase activity; zinc ion binding. Lineage: Eukaryota; Metazoa; Arthropoda; Collembola; Entomobryomorpha; Isotomidae.
ACAUUUAUCUUUGGAUUUCACAGGGGUAUGCUAAUCUCACAUCAAUUUACUUUUCUUACUAAUACGACUUCUUUCCUGAUGAAUUAUGUAGGCAAUGGAAAACUAUGGGCUAAAUAUUUACAGGGAAUUUCUUUUACUAAACACUCCGGGAGUUGCGACUCAACAACAGAUGAGUAGAUCCUCAUCAGUCAUUGCACAUGAACUUGCACAUCAGUAUUGGGGCAACAUUGUGACUUGUCAUUGGUGGAGUAAUAUUUGGCUAAAUGAGGGGUUUGCAACAUAUUACUCAUAUCUGGGUCAAAAUGCGACAAAUCCAGAAUUUGAGCCAAUAAAGCAAUUUCUUCUGGAUGGUCCUCAAUACGCCUUUGCUCUGGACUCUCGCGAAAAGACGAGUUAUCCACUUCUGUUGACCGCAAAGACGCAGAGCCAAUUUGAGGAUCAGGCCAUUGGACUGCCGUAUUAUAAAGGAGCCUGUUUAAUUCGCAUGAUGCACGGAUUUCUCACGCCGGAUACUUUUCACAGAGGAAUCAACCGAUAUUUGAAGGCUUGGGCGAAUAAAGCAACAGAACAAGACAAUCUAUUCGAUGCAUUGACCGAUCAAGGCCAUGAGGAUGGAACACUGCCAUUAAACUUAACUGUUAAGGAAAUUAUGGAUCCGUGGACAAAACAACGAGGCUAUCCGUUGGUCAGAGUCGUUUCUUCUGAAGAGGACACCGUUUAUGUUCAUUAUGAACAAUUUAAAAGCAGCCGUGUUGCAAGGCAGACUGAACACGCAUACUGGCCAAUUCCUGUUGCGUAUGCAACUGAGGAUGAUUCCAACUUUAAUGAUCAUGUUCCAAAAUUCUGGAUUCCUGAAGGAUCCUUGAUGCGAACAAUCAAAUAUAAUACCUCAAAAUGGAUUUUUGUCAAUCCUGAAACAACAGGUUUCUACCGGGUUGUUUAUGAUAAGAAAUUGACACAACUACUACACAAUCAAUUUAAUAAGAAUUAUAAAGUGAUCAGUCCCAUGGGCAGAAGUCAAAUUUUGGAUGAUUAUUUUUCACUUGCAACACAAAUGGACAUACCGAUUAGUAUGGCUUUAGAUUUCACAAAGUAUUUAGGACAGGAAACUGAGGACAUUUGUUGGACUGUGCCACUUAAACAUUUGCGUCGGCUGUACUACUUCUACAGUGAAUAUGAAUUAACAUUGGACAGCAGUUCUAAAAAUGUCCCAAAAAAAUAUUUCGAAGGAUUCAGGAAUUAUAUGGUUCCUAAACUGGAAGGAGUUUUGAACAAAAUUGGGUUAGAGCAACUGCCCACGGAAAUUGGCUCAAAAGUAAUUUUUAGAGCACGACUUCUUAAUUGGGCGUGUAGAUUGGGUUCUAAAAAAUGCUUGGACUACGCCACUCGUUUAUUCGAACUUUGGAAAUUUGACGAACUUGUGAAUCCUAUACCGAUUGACCUACGCGACUCCAUGUAUUGUUACGGAGUAUCCGCUGGAGGAGCACAAAAUUGGUUGUUUGCCUUACAACGCUCCGUCAAUGAAACCAAUACCAAAGAUGCUUUGGUUCUCAUAAGCAGCUUAGGAUGCGUCAAGGACGAAAGAAUUUUGAAAUCUCUUCUUGAAUCUACGCUUGUUGGUGAAUCAAUUGACAAGUUGAGGAUGAGCGUUAUAAUUGACGCUGUUGCAGAUAACCCACUUGGAAGACCAGUGUUGAUGAAAUUCUUAAAAGACAGUAUUCCCAGUAUACAGAAAGAGUUUAACACUAGUUUUAAUUCCGUCGUGUACAGAGCAUUUAUGAAACUCGGGAAUCAUUUACACACGGAAGAGGAGUUACUUGAGCUACAAAGCAUUAUUGAACUUCAUUCGAGCACAAUUGGAGACAUUCUCCCAGCAGUGUCAUCAUUCGCAACUGAUGUUAGCGAAAAUAUCGCUUGGAUGUCGAAGCAUUACGAACCAAUGAAAACUUGGUUUGACAAGCAAACAAAGUCAAGCAUUUCAACGAUAUAAAAUUGUCGUGUAUUUAUAACUUUUCAAGUUGUCUUUGACUUUGUGUUUAUUUAUUUAUUUGGAAUAAAUUGAUUGAAAUUGAUUAACAUAAUAAUUUACCUGUUUAUUUACUAAAGUUAUUUAUGUAGGUGUAGGAAGAGGAAGAAUUUAAUUCUCAAACCUUACAUUGCAACAGGUGUCGAUUAAUUUGUGAAUAUGAAUUAUUAUUCAGAUGAGCUAAAUAUGUUCCAAAACAUAUAAAAUGGGUUACACUUUGUCCUUCAAAAUAGUUUAUCUGUUCUUGGCAUUUCUAAACUUGCCUGAUUUUCUAGACUCGUCUACUGUAACUUAAAAAAUGAAGAUUUUCUGCUACUUGUGUGCUUUCGUCAUUUGUAUGAUGCAGCUACUGGAGGUAUCCGUUUCCGCACCCAACCCUCAACAACAACCAGGUCUCCUUGGUGUCCUUAACAGUUGGGGGAGUGGGCUUCUUAAUGCUGCAAACAUCACUUCCAAUGCUUUUGCAAACGGAAGUGACAUAGGUUUUCAGGGAUUUGGGAAUGGGCUUCAAAGUUUUUCCAAUGGAUUCAUUAACGUCUUUAAUGCUUCUGCAUCUGGGCUGGUGAAUACAUAUCAGAAUUUGGCUGGAUGAGAAUAUUUUCAUUCUCUUGUUAAAAUUAAAACACGAUAAAUAAAUAUAUGGACUGAAAAUAAUUGUA